AUACUACAUUUACCAAGGAAUCUACUUUCAGCCUAAAUAUCCUCCCCACUCUCUUGCUGCUGGAAUAUUGCCUUCCAUGGCAUUUCACAAGGAAGAGAGCCAGGAGGACUCACAGGAGUGUCCAGUGUGCUAUGAUUGUCUGUCGGGAUCAGAGAGGACCCUGAGCUGCGGGCAUGUGUUCUGCCACGACUGUCUGGUCAAAACAUGGGUCAGCAUCAACAGCGAUGGGAACAUCAGGGACACUAUUGCUUGCCCCAUCUGCCGACAUCUUACAUUUAUCAAGAAACAAAAGGAAGCGUUGGUGUCCCUCGCAGCGGACAAGAAUCCAGAUGAAGGGCAGACACUAGAGGUGCCUCUUCCUCUGCCACCGGGACAGCUCCAGAGCGCAGGACGCUCCUCCAGGGACACUUUACCGAGGGGAGUUAAUUGGAUUGCUCACUGCUUUAGGGGAAUCUCUGAACGAGUCCGUCGACAGAGGUUGAUCAGCCCCGGCCACAAUGCGUCUCAGAUCUUUAUCAUAAGCGCUCAAGGGCGACCCAUGGCCGAAGAAGACGUGCUCAGCGUUGUGAUGACUGUGGUUCAACCCCAGCGCAGGCGAAGGCGCAAGAUUUGCACAACUGCACGAUGCCUGAUCGUUUUGCUGUCAGCAUUUACUAUACUCGCACUGGUGGCUGCAACUUUACCCUGGAUUUUGUUGGCAUAGCCCCGUGAUAUGUGGAUGUGUGGAUUAUGAAGUGCCAAUGGGGAAUAAUGAACUGACAUUUAUAGAAAACAUCUGGUCCAGUAUCGUAUUUACUAGUUAUGCAAUGGAGUGUGUGAAGCAGUUUUUCUUUUUCUGAUUAAAAUGUGCAUUUCAGUGAAUCAUCGACCCACUGAAAAUGUACAAUUUUGUCAAUUUAAUAAUGUGUACUUAAUGGUUUUAAAAUGUGAUUAGGUAUUUUCCUGAUUUUAUUGGCAUGUCCAAGUCUUUUAUGGGCAUUACCAAGCAACAGUCUGAAGGUUGGGAAAGCCUUGACAGCAAAGUCCUUUGUGUUGCAUUCCUGUCUGUGACAUGUUCUACCUGUUUAUGAGAAGCAAACAUGCAGGCACAUUCAAAAGUUUGUAAAUUCAACUAGAGAGGAAAUUUUGAGAUUAUAAUUAAUAAUAAUCAACAAUUAGAAAAAUAUUUGGUAGGGAAAAAAGCAUUUAAAUAAAAAACAUUUAUCUGACUUAAUCCCAUUGUUGUUAAAGCAGCUCAGUUCAUUGUUAAGUUACCCUGUUGUUGGAUACACUGUUUCUAAGCAACUUUAGGACUGAAAACUUGCAGAGCUACAACCUCUAUCCCAACUUCAGGAUUAUUUUAGUCAGGUUACAUUUUGGCAGCCAGACAUGAGCUUGGUAAAGUGAAGAAGCAAGUGUGAUAAUAAAGACCUUGUUAAAAUAUACAUCAU
Molecule: messenger RNA, 1430 nt
Organism: Morone saxatilis (striped sea-bass)
Lineage: Eukaryota; Metazoa; Chordata; Actinopteri; Moronidae
Product: RING finger protein 222
Exons: 1
Coding region: 77-703 (208 amino acids)
Source: RefSeq, a predicted model, not a curated record